Messenger RNA from Trichechus manatus latirostris (Florida manatee), 719 nucleotides. It is a transcript of the gene SDHC, whose product is annotated as succinate dehydrogenase complex subunit C. The coding region runs from base 32 to 541 and encodes 169 amino acids. Gene Ontology annotation, cellular component: membrane. NCBI's taxonomy places the organism in Eukaryota, Metazoa, Chordata, Mammalia, Sirenia, Trichechidae. The transcript has 6 exons. The record is from RefSeq and is a predicted model, not a curated record. Gene Ontology annotation, molecular function: electron transfer activity; oxidoreductase activity, acting on the CH-CH group of donors. Gene Ontology annotation, biological process: mitochondrial electron transport, succinate to ubiquinone; tricarboxylic acid cycle.
UGCGUCACUUCCGUCCAGUCCGGAAUCCAAGAUGGCUGCUCUCCUGCUGAGACAUGUUGGCCGUCAUUGCCUCCGUGCCCAUCUCAGUCCUCAGCUUUGUAUCAGAAAUGCUGUUCCUUUGGGAACCACAGCCAAAGAAGAGAUGGAGCAGUUCUGGAGUAAGAACACAGGUUCAAACCGUCCUUUGUCUCCCCACAUCACUAUUUACAGUUGGUCUCUUCCCAUGGUGAUGUCUGUUUGCCACCGUGGUACUGGUAUUGCCUUGAGUGCAGGAGUCUCUCUUUUUGGCUUAUCUGCCCUGUUGGUCCCUGGGAACUUUGAGUCUCAUUUGGAACUCGUGAAGUCCCUGUGUCUGGGGCCAGCAGUGAUCUACACAGCUAAGUUUGCACUCGUCUCUCCUCUCAUGUAUCACACCUGGAAUGGGAUACGACACUUGAUGUGGGACCUAGGAAAAGGCCUGAAGAUUCCCCAGCUGUACCAGUCUGGAGUAGCUGUCUUCAUUCUCACUGUGUUGUCCUCUCUAGGGCUGGCAGCCAUGUGAAGAGCUGAGGUUACCAACAUCUUCCUACAAAUUAUUACGUCGACCUUUCUUCCUGUUUGUUACUCCUAUCUCCAGCCAGGGCGAAGUUCUCCUGAUUUGAUUAAACCCUUUUGUGCUUGCAAAUCCCCUUGGAGCUCACUAAUAGUAGAGAACUUAAUAAAACCAAAGUAAUGGAAAA